AUGGCUCCUGGUCUCCUCAAGGACGAGCUUCGAGCGGAGCAUGCCGACGACGUGCUGGAAACUGUUGCUGAGUAUGCGAAACAGGUCCCCAAGGCAGAUGAGACAGGCUACGUGAUCCCCGACACAUAUCUUGGAGCCCGGCGGCCCAUCAAAGUCCUGGUGAUCGGGUUUGGUGCAGCAGCCAUCAACAUUGUCCAUGCAAUCGGUCAACGCAAAGACAACAACGUGGUCAUUCAAUGCUACGAAAAAAAUGACGAGGUCGGGGGCACGUGGUAUGAGAACAAGUAUCCCGGCUGUGCGUGUGAUAUUCCAGCCGUGAACUAUAUGUUCUCGUGGCACUCCAAGCCUGACUGGACUAGUUAUUACGCCACGUCCCAAGAGAUCUUGGGAUACUUCAAAGACAUAGUGGAGAAGCAUGGCAUGCAACAGUAUGUCAAACUGAGACACGCUGUCUCCGGUGCCUGGUGGAACGGGGAGACUGGCAAAUGGAGAAUCAAAAUCGUUCCUGAUGGCAACCAAGAUGCGGCUUUUUAUGACGAGGGCGAGGUUCUCAUCAAUGCCACCGGUGUUCUCAACAACUGGAAAUGGCCUGCUGUUCCUGGAGUGGAGAAGUUCCAAAACAAAGUGCACAGUGCCGCGUGGGACGACAGCGUGGAUCUGGAUGAUAAGGUGGUCGGUAUCAUUGGCAAUGGCUCCAGCGCUGUCCAAAUCAUUCCCGCCAUCUUUCCUCGGAUCAAAAAGAUAAUAUCUUACCAACGGUCGUCGACUUGGAUCACCGCCGGCUUUGCGCAAAAGUACGCUGGCGAGAAUGGGGCCAACUUCAACUACACCGAAGACCAAAAGAAAGAGUUUGCCGCAGAUCCAGCAAAGUAUCUGGAAUAUCGCAAAUUGGUCGAGGAAGAGCUCAACCAAAGAUUCAAGUUUAUCAUCAAUGGCUCGGCAGAGCAGGCAGAAGCACUGGCGUAUGCCCGGCUUGAAAUGGGACGGAAACUACAAGGACGCGAAGACCUGAUCUCGAAGAUGGUCCCAACCAAUUACGCAGUGGGCUGUAGGCGUCCCACGCCGGGCAAUGGCUAUCUAGAAUGCCUGACCAACCAAGAGAAAUGUGAAGUCACAUUCGCUCCUAUCAAGGAGAUCACGGAAGAAGGGAUCGUGACCACCGACGGCGUCCUACGCAAGGUUGACGUGCUCGUUUGUGCCACGGGCUUCGACGUCUCCUUCAGGCCUCGAUAUCCCAUUGUCGGCCAAGGUAGCAUCGACUUGAGGGACGCCUGGAAAGAACAGCCCUACACCUAUCUCAGCGCUACUGUGCCAGACUUUCCCAACUACUUUAUGAUCAAUGGCCCAUUCGGUCCCUAUGGGCACGGCUCUAUCUUGCCCGUCAUCGAGAUCAUUACACGGUACCUGGAGAGAUUUGUGGAAAAAUUGCAGACGGAGAAUGUCAAGUCUUUCGCCCCUAAGAUGGACGCGGUGGAAGACUUCCGCCGACACCGAGAGCUCUUUCUCAAACGCACAGCAUGGAGCUCGCCUUGCCGGUCCUGGUUCAAGGGUGGCAAGGUCGAUGGGCCGAUCAUGAUGUGGCCAGGGAGUCGACUUCACUUUUUCGAAGCAAUGGCAAAACCACGUUAUGAGGACUACAACUGGGAAUACAGAGACACCAACCGAUUUUCGUACUUUGGCAACGGCUUCUCGCAGAGGGAGGUGGACGGCAGCGACAUUUCUUGGUACAUCAACGGAGUGUAG
Molecule: messenger RNA, 1743 nt
Organism: Capronia epimyces CBS 606.96
Lineage: Eukaryota; Fungi; Ascomycota; Eurotiomycetes; Chaetothyriales; Herpotrichiellaceae
Exons: 12
Coding region: 1-1743 (580 amino acids)
Molecular function (GO): NADP binding; N,N-dimethylaniline monooxygenase activity; flavin adenine dinucleotide binding
Source: RefSeq, a predicted model, not a curated record